Chiloscyllium plagiosum (whitespotted bambooshark) is the source of this 2225-nucleotide messenger RNA. It is a transcript of the gene alkbh5, whose product is annotated as alkB homolog 5, RNA demethylase. The record is from RefSeq and is a predicted model, not a curated record. Gene Ontology annotation, cellular component: nucleus. Gene Ontology annotation, biological process: mRNA processing; mRNA export from nucleus. NCBI's taxonomy places the organism in Eukaryota, Metazoa, Chordata, Chondrichthyes, Orectolobiformes, Hemiscylliidae. Gene Ontology annotation, molecular function: oxidative RNA demethylase activity.
AGAUCAUCCACAAAGAACAGCGGCUUGUACUUUUCUCAGGCGAUGGUUGCGUACUGCUUCUUCAGAGAAGGCUGACGGAAGAUGAAUCAUUUAUUAAGGUUUUUAAAUACCUGAGCUGCGUUCGUUAUCGUCCAGUCGCUGUUGAGCAUGCGCAACGAAACUAGAGCCUGGAACUGAACGCGCGUCGUGGAGAGCAUGCUCAGUGGCUCAUUGUUGACAAUUACUUGCCCCUCAUUCUCUAACCCCGCCCCUUGCUUAUUAACCCCGCCCCUUCACCGGCCAAGAUGGCGGCGGGUGGCUACGCAGACUUGAGGGAGAAGCUUCAGUCGCCUCACCGCGAAAAGCAGCGGGCGACAUCGGCGCCUUACAAUGGCCGCAAGCGGAAACUCGAGGCGGAGGCGGGGGAGGCCGGCCUGCCAGGACUUUGCGGCGGCGCCGACGAGUACGAGCACAGCAAAUACCAUAGCGAUUACGACGACGAACGGCAAGGAGAAGCCCGGCGCGUGAAGCAGGGUAUCCGCCAGGUGCGGCUUUUCACUGCCGACCAGUGUACCCAGAUCGAGACACAAAUCGACGACGUGGUUUCCCGGGCCGAGAAGGGCAUUUACCGCGACCACACGGUGGACAGGGCCCCUUUGCGGAACAAAUACUUCUUCGGGGAAGGCUACACCUACGGCUCGCAGUUGGAAAAGCGAGGACCUGGCCAGGAGCGCCUCUAUCCCAAGGGAGACGUGGACGACAUCCCUGAGUGGGUCCACGACCUGGUCAUCAAGAAACUGGUGGAUCACCGGAUUAUCCCUGAAGGCUUCGUCAAUAGUGCCGUCAUCAAUGACUAUCAGCCGGGUGGCUGCAUCGUCUCCCACGUGGAUCCCAUCCACAUUUUCGAAAGGCCCAUCGUUUCCGUUUCCUUCUUCAGCGACUCGGCACUCUGCUUCGGCUGCAAGUUCCAAUUUAAGCCCAUUCGGGUAUCAGAGCCGGUUUACUAUUUACCUGUCCGGAGAGGGAGUGUCACUGUGCUUAGUGAUUACGCUGCAGAUGAAAUAACUCAUUGCAUUCGACCUCAAGAUAUCAGGGAGCGGAGGGCUGUUAUAAUACUACGGAAAACAAGGACAGAUGCCCCACGUUUGGAGUCAAAAUUAUUAACUAGCUCAGUGUUACCAGUUCACAUGUCUAACAGACAGUCCAACAGUGACCGAUACCAAGUGGUACUAAAACAGAAACGGUCUCAUCGGAAAGCAGAUCCAGAUGCUGCACACAGGCCAAGAAUUUUAGAGAUGGACAAAGAGGAGAAUCGGCGAUCUGUGAUUUUGCCAAAACACCGCAGGAGGAGUGACUGUGCUUCAGAAAAUUACUGGAGAAAGACACACGAUUGUGUGGAUGAUGAGGAUGAGGAGGGUGAUGAUGGUGGAGGAAUAGAUAGUCCAGUUCGAAAAGUUAAAAUGCGACGACACUGAUUGGGAAGGGAAGAGAAAAUGGAACUUUAACUUGAAGGCUGAUGGACAAAAGUGCACUACUCAGUUCGAAAUGGAACAGCUCAACAGUAACUGCAAAUUCAAAGAGGAAAAUGUUUUUUAAAAAUACAAGAAAAAGGAUUUUAUUGAACUGAGGUUAGAAAACGGCAGGAGAUUGCCAUUAGUUUGCAGGCAGGUGGCCUCUGUGUUUCAUUCUACCUUUUGUUAUUGGGUAAUGUUGUAUAGCCUAUUUUCCCUUCUUUGUUUUAUGUAUUUAAAACCCAAAAAAAACAUGCACAUCUUUGUGCGUGUGAAAGCAAAGUGUUUAAAAAUAUAUUAAUUAAUUUUCUUUUUAAAAAUGAGAAGCUACUUUUUUUGUUGAAAUGAGAAGCAGCCACUGUAUCAUGGUAUCAUGUGCUUCUUCAAACUUCAGCGCUUCCAUCGUUAGGGUUGCAAAGUCCCUAAACUUUAGAUAUAUUGUUGCUGAGGAACUCUGAGGAAUUUAUUUCCGUAUAGGGGAAGGAAAAACACAGUUGUGUUGACUUGUAACAAAGUUGUACAGUUCUGAAAAGACAGUUUAAAAUGUACGCAAAUGAUUAAAAAGUUAUGUAAAUGAAAAUAGGUAUUUUAUGUAAAAAAUAAAAUAAAAAAACUUUUAAUUUGGGUAACUGUCAAAAGGAGAGUUUGACUGUCAACAGGGUCUUUACCUUGGAUGCUUACUUUAUUUCUUGUACAGAAGCUAAAUUUGAUUAAAUGCAAAGCGCACCACUUUAA